Molecule: messenger RNA, 628 nt
Organism: Nicotiana attenuata
Lineage: Eukaryota; Viridiplantae; Streptophyta; Magnoliopsida; Solanales; Solanaceae
Exons: 3
Coding region: 132-428 (98 amino acids)
Source: RefSeq, a predicted model, not a curated record
GUGAGCAGCCUCCUGGCCCAUCAGGCAAUCCGACAAGACAAGCCAGACUAUUUCGAUUUGCGGAACCCUAAACCCUUUCGUUGCAAUUACAACUGUUGAAGAAAUCCUUAGGUCUCCCUGUUCGCAUAGCUAUGGCGAAGAACAGAAACAAGAAUAAGAAAAAUGGUCGUGCGGCUAUGGAUAUCUCCUCUGACAAGACGGUCACGGGUCCCCAAGAAAUGGAUACUUCAGAGUCAGCAGCUCCAAAACCACAUAUAGGUGGAUCACAUAGAAAGAUGAAGGGAGUACAGAUGAAAAGGUCAAAGAAUGUACGUCAAAUGAAGGCCAUUGCCAAGGCUAUUUCAAAAAAUGAGAAAUUGGAGGAAAAAGUCACGAGGAACGAAAGCAAGAUUGAGAGAACUCAACAUGCCAAAAAAUUAUAUGAAUGAAUGGAUGAUUCUUUUGUCUGAUUAGUUAUGGAAGAGUGAUGAUUUUGUUUAUUAAUGUUCACUCUAAGGGCUUGUCAAUGUAAAAGUUAUAUAGUGUUCUUUAGCCUAAGCUUGUCAAUGUUUUUGCAUUUUCGAGUUAAACAACGAUAGCGUGCAAAUACUACUAGAAUUGAAUGAAAUGUCAUAUCAUUGGAAACUAA